Hemiscyllium ocellatum (epaulette shark) is the source of this 4680-nucleotide messenger RNA. RefSeq names its product CAP-GLY domain containing linker protein 2 (gene clip2). NCBI's taxonomy places the organism in Eukaryota, Metazoa, Chordata, Chondrichthyes, Orectolobiformes, Hemiscylliidae. The transcript has 20 exons. Gene Ontology annotation, molecular function: microtubule plus-end binding. The record is from RefSeq and is a predicted model, not a curated record. The coding region runs from base 501 to 3842 and encodes 1113 amino acids. Gene Ontology annotation, biological process: cytoplasmic microtubule organization. Gene Ontology annotation, cellular component: microtubule plus-end; cytoplasm; nucleus.
UCACAGUUGUAAGUCAGUGCCUCCCCGGCUCCUCUGACCGGCAUUUGGGAACAUUGCAGUCCCAGGGAGCUCUUCCACACAGCGGCUGCUGGCUUUUACCGACCCAGCGUUUGGUUUUGCUCUUAUUUUUUUUGCAGAAAGCUGCAUUGGACAGCUCCCUGGCAUCUCUCCCGUCGUUUCAGUGAAGGGGACAGUGUGUGUGUGUGUGUGAACUCCAUGUGACCAGGGUUUACUGUCAGCUCUUUCUCAGCAUCUUUCCAUCCGAGUAAGGCACAGAGAGAGAGAGAGCUGCAGGAAGUCUCCAGUGCAGGGGCCAGGACACUGAGAGUGGCUGGAACAGCAGGAGAGAGCUGCAGGAGGGGACAGAGAGGGAUGAGCAGUCGGUUUCUGCAAGGAAGGCAGCAAUGAUAAUCUGGAGGGAUGUGUGAUCUCCACUCCCGGUCCACUUGAAGAAAGAGCCGUGUCGACUGGUGAGAGAGGAAGAGGCAGCCUGUGGGGAGAUGAGCCUGCUGAAACCCAGCGGGUUAAAAGCCCCAGGCCGGGGCAACAAGCACGCUAGCCCAAUGGGCCGUGGCUCUGCAGCAGUCGCCGGGCCUAAAGAAGGUUCUCCAUUGCACAAGCAAGCUGCAAUCCCUGUACCUAGUGACAAAUUGCCCUCGAAGAGUGCUGAGGUGGGCGAUGACUGCAUCGGAGAUUUUGCCAUCGGGGAUCGUAUCUGGGUGAAUGGUGUGAAGCCUGGCGUCAUACAGUUUCUUGGGGAAACGCAAUUCGCUCCCGGAAAAUGGGCAGGAGUUGUCCUCGAUGAACCUGUGGGGAAAAAUGAUGGGUCUGUUGGGGGCGUGCGGUACUUUGAAUGUGGAGCUUUACAAGGCAUUUUCACGAGGCCCUCGAAGCUGGCACUCCGUCCCUCGAGUGAUGGCGCUGGGAGUGAUGCCCAUUCUGGGGACUCUGUUACAUUUCCAGCCCCAGCCUCACAUCAUGGUACUGCCACCCCGCCACCCUCAAGCCAACGCAUCAACUGCACAAUCCCACUGAGGGAAAGCAUCUUGAACAGUUCCAUGAAGACGGGGAACGAGUCUGGAUCAAACCUGUCUGACAGCGGAUCUGUAAAGAAAGGGGACAAGGAUUUGAGAUGUGGGGAUCGUGUUCUGGUGGGUGGCACUAAAACUGGAGUUGUAAAGUAUGUCGGAGAGACGGAUUUUGCAAAGGGCGAGUGGUGUGGAGUUGAACUCGAUGAACCACUGGGAAAAAAUGAUGGCGCUGUCGCUGGCACAAGAUACUUCCAGUGCCCACCCAAGUUUGGUCUCUUUGCUCCCAUUCACAAGGUGAUGAGGAUUGGCUUCCCGUCGACCACACCAGCCAAAACCAAGAAGAGUAAAAGGAUGGCCAUGGGGGUCUCUGCCUUGACUCAGAGUCCGAGCAGCUCCUCAAUAAGUUCGGUCAGCUCCGUGGCUUCAUCUGUCGGGGGGAGACCGAGCCGCACUGGACUGCUGACCGAGACAUCCUCUCGCUACGCCCGGAAGAUCUCAGGCACCACCGCCCUGCAGGAAGCCCUGAAGGAGAAGCAGCAGCACAUUGAACAGCUGCUGGCCGAGCGAGACCUGGAGCGAGCCGAGGUCGCCAAGGCAACUAGCCAUAUCUGUGAGGUGGAGAAAGAGCUGGCUCUUCUGAAGGCCACACAUGCACAGUAUGCGACAGAGGCUGAGAUGAACCUCCAGCUUGUACGAACCAGGCUGAACAAUGCUGAGAAACAAAAACUGGAACUGUUAAACACACUGGAAGAGGAGAAAAGGAAAAUCGAGGAUCUCCAGUUCCGAGUGGAAGAAGAAUCAAUUACCAAAGGAGAUUUAGAGACACAGACAAAGUUAGAGCAUGCCCGUAUUCGGGAGCUAGAGCACAGCCUGCUGUUUGAAAGGACUAAAGCUGGAAAACUCCAGAAGGAGUUUGAAGACACUCGGCUCACGACGGUAGCUGAAAAGUCCAGAAUUGUCCAGCUGGAGGAUGAACUGAAUUUGAAGAACAGCGAAAUUGAGGAACUGCAGCAGAGAUUGAGAAACUCGGACAAAUCAGACACACCCGAGCAGAGCCUCAGUCUGCAGUCAGAGGUCCUCAAGUUACGAGAACAGCUGUCAGCGGUCAACAAAGAGCAUCAAAGUGAGAAUGUCCUACUGAAGGAGAAAUAUGAGGCCAGGUUGCAGGAGUAUCAGGAGGAAAUGGAAAAGUUGAAGACCACCAAUGAGAAGUACUCGCAGGAUAUCAGUGACCUUCGACAGAAACUGCACCAAGCAACUAAGGAAAACAUGGAGAUGAUGGACAAUUGGAAGAACAAACUGGACACUUUAGUAUCUGACCAUCAGAAGUCUCUAGAGGAACUUAAAGUCUCAUUGAUUGCAGGUAGUGAUGUUCAGAACAGUGAGCUAGUGGAGCUAAGAGCCACCCUAGAAAGCCUGAAGAUGGAGCACCAACUCGAAUGGGAGAAUCUGAAAGCCAAGCACGAGAUUGAGAUGGCACUGCACAUCAAGGAGAAAGAGGACUUCAGAGUUAAGCUGCAGGAAGCCAAAUACGAACUGGAAGAGUGCAAUGCAAACUGGCGGAACAAGUUGGAGGUCACAACCUGUCAGCACAGGCAAGAGCUCCAGGUGACCAUCGAUCAGCUCCGAAACGCUGAGCUGAGACUCAGUGAGCAGGAGAAACUUCAUGCUGAUUACAAAGACCAAGCGCAGGCCAUCAGCUUCUUAAAGGAGCAGAUAGCUGCAGCUGAGAGAAAAAUGACAGACUACGAGGCGCUCCAGAAGUCUGAGAUCCAACACAAGCAGGAGUUCAGGAACCUACAGGAGAAACUUCAGGCACUGGAAGCUCGUCAUUCUUCUGAAGCCCAAUCCAGUGCAAGGGAAAAGCAUGCCAUUGACAGCAAUAACAUCCUGAAAGAGAAAAUGAAGAUGAAACAGUCAAUAGAAGACUUAUUAGACAAACUUGGUAAAAGGGAAAAGGAUGUUUCUACAAUGUCUUCACAGAUUGAGUUAUUAAAGACACAGAUUGUCGCUCUAGAACACAAAUCAAAAUCGUCCGAGAAAAAAGCCGAUGCAACAACAAAGGAGAAAGCCAAGCUGGAAAUGGAGCUGGAGGCCCUGACCCGUAAAUCCCAUGAUGCUUCAGGACAGCUGGUCAUCAUUAGUCAAGAGCUGCUGAAGAAGGAACGGAACCUCAAUGAACUGCGCUCUUUGCUGUUGGAGACCAAUCGUCACCCCUGCGGAGGGGAAAAGGACCUCAGCCGGGAAGUUCACAAAGCUGAGUGGAGAAUGAAGGAGCAGAAACUACAGGAAGACAUCAAAGUUCUCCGAGAGAAACUGUAUGGUCUGGGUACUGAAAAGUACAAACCCGAUCAAAAGCGGCGCCCGUCCUCUCUGCAGGACACAGAAACUGACACCGAGAUUUGCAAACUGCAGCAGAGACUGGUUAACACUGAGGAGGCCCUGCGGAGUGCACUGGAACAGAACCAACAAAUGGAGAGACUGAUGGAAGCCAUGCAGACACUCGAUAGCGCAGGCUCUGCCAAUGGCGUCCAUCAGCGAGGCCAGCACGAAGCAAUGACCGACGGCAGAUGCUUCAAGCAAGAGGAUUUCUCGCGGUCUCGUUCUCCGCAGCGCCAUUCUGACUCCAGUCGUGCGAAACAGUUAUUGGUCACAGAAAACAGAAGAAUCGAAAAGCUCUUCAAGGAAAUAGAAGAGAUGAGUGUUUGUGCUUCUCCAGAGUCACUCCAGCUAAAAGGUUCAGGAGAUGUGUCCAAUAGACAGUCCACGUCAACAGAUCGAGGCGAGUCGACAGAAAAGGCCCAGCACUGAUGCCAGAGGUGUUUGUGAAUAGGACAAGUCCAUCGUUUACUAGUUACCCUCUUGUGCACUUGAAAACGGCUGGCCCUGCUUGAAGACUUGUGUUGUUUUGACUGCAUUCUGUCAUUGAUGGAGCUUGGAGUCCUAAAACCCUGGUGUCAUCCCUGCACCCAUGUAAGGAGAACGAUGCAUCAGGACUCGGCCACUUUGGCCAAUUUAUCUACUUGACUGCAAGGCAGAUGCAUGAAAGAGUGAACAUCACCCAAAACGUGGGAUAAUAUUUUCCUGGUGACCGACCACUUGUUUUUCUUGCAACCAGAACAGGAGAUGUCACUGGGUUUUAAGAAGAACUGCUUUGAUUCAAUGGGUUUGCAAAAGUGGUAUUUAAUAUCCAGGAACAAAACUGCAUAAUAUCCGUAUUCAUUCAGGUUGGACGUCUGUUUUUGAUCACAACCCAUCAGUCUGUGUGCCCAAGUGUUGAAAUAUCAGAGGGACAAUCACAAAGUUGAGGUUGAGACACACUGUUCAGAACAGUGGGAGAGACAUAACCUUACUGAAACAUUGAUGAGAUCCAAAACUGGUCGAUAUUUUCCUGCCUCCUGUUUCAGAUUGCAAACAUUAAAGCUGUUUGGCUGUCUGCGUAAACUGCAAAUAAAAUCCCUUCUUAGUUUAGGAGCAUGGAUUUGCGACAUUUUGUUGGGUUACAGCAGCCCCUUAAGCCUACUCCUCCAUUCAGUAAGAGCACUGCUGAUCUAAUAACUCCACCUUCCCAUCCGACUGAUAACCUUUCACCCCUUUGCUGGUCAAGAGUAUUCCUGUGUCAACAUUAAAAGUAUUUGAGUACACUUUC